Messenger RNA from Fusarium venenatum, 2070 nucleotides. NCBI's taxonomy places the organism in Eukaryota, Fungi, Ascomycota, Sordariomycetes, Hypocreales, Nectriaceae. The record is from RefSeq and is a predicted model, not a curated record.
AUGACUGAACUCAUUGGCAAUUGGCUCCACUUUACAACUCAACAACCGAAACGUAAACGUGCUGAAGCCGUUUGUUUCUUUUGUCAUUCGAAGAAAAUCAAGUGCGAUCUGCAGGUGAGUUUUCCCAUUGCCGAAAAUGGAUGUGCCGAGUGCUCAUCGCGUAACAGAGCCGAAGCUCGCAAGGUCAUGCGAGAUGCUCCAACUGCGAUAACCAAGACCAGGACUGCCAUCUUCGGCCGUCCAGAAGAGGCAAGCAACGCCGUAGAGCGUCUACUCAAGCAGGGUGCGACGCUGAGACUGAUGCAGUUAAUCCAGGUGGUGAUGGAUGAUGGGGACGAUGGUAGACAAGAGCCUGAUAUUGCCAAUAUCGAAUUUCAAGAUGAUCUAGUACACCAUGGCAUUAUUGAAUCACCGGCCUCUCCACCUGCCUCGACACCGCACGUGGUAUUUGCUGCUCCCUCAACCGAGCCUCGCUCUCACAUGUCUGCCGCCCAUCAAACCCAAUCGAGCACAUCGCCAACGGAAGGCGCCGGUCGCAGUCAUGCAGGAGAUGUUGACACAGGAUUCCUCCAAGUAUACGGACCCGAGAACCAACUCGACGCCGAACAACAAGAGCUCGUAGCAAAUCUCGAGCUUCGAAACCCAGCAUCAGAUCCUAGACAACAAGAACUUCAACAGAGUUUUUCCGAAACAUAUUUCGAGUACUGCUAUCCUUGGUGUCCUGUUCUUGACCGCCAAACACUCACAUCCGAACUGGAGAAAUCCCCCCUGCUUGCGAAUGCUCUUGCGCUUGCUGCGAGCCAUAUACAACCACCGUUAAUACCGCACGAGGGACCAGCUGCCUACUACAAGAAAGCAAGAAUGAUGUUUUAUGAAGACGAGGAGCCGGAUAUUCUUACGGCAUUGAAGGCUAUUUCGAUGUUUUACUGGUGGGCACCGCAAUCACCGGCUACAGCUCACCGGCAUGCUUCUUGGUGGUGGACUUCUGUGAUAAUCAGACAUGCGCAGCAGAUGAACAUUCAUCGUGAGCCGAAAGACGAUACCGCCGUAUCAAGUGAGAUACAUCUCAGCUUACGAAGGAGACUGUGGUGGACUGUCUUCGCGCGCGAGAGACUCACAUCCCUUUGCCAAAGCAAGCCCUGUAUCAUUUGUCCAGAGGACAUGACCAUCAAGGAAGUUCAACCGUCUGACUUCCCGAGCGACCCGGCAUCUCAAAAGAAAGGCCGAAUAUUCAUGUAUUGGGUUCGUUUAUGUGGCAUAUUGGGCAAGAUAUCCAAAGCGCUGUCCAGGUCUGUUGACUCGACGUGUUCUCCAUUCCCCAAAGAACUCCGACAGGAGCUCGUUGGCUGGGUUCAAUCAUUACCACCGGACCUUCAGCUUCCCAUUGGUUCAAGUCGUACAGAACUUUUUGACCGCGACGUCCAUCAGUUGCAUCUUCCUUACCUCACGGCCAUUAUCAUCAUGCAUCUUCAAAGAACGACCCCAGAUCUACCUCAAGCUCUCCCACCAGCAAUAUUGGCAGCGUCAUGCAUCGCUCGAGUUCUUAGAGACAUUCUAUCUCGCGGGAAUGCGCGUUUUCUCAUGGCAAUUACAUGCUGGUAUUGUGGAACGGCCUUCAUUGCACUUCUACAAGCAGCUCGGAUCAAACAGUUCUCGCAGGAAGCAGAAGAGGGUUUAGACAUUUUGGAUCAAGCCGUUGGCCAGCUCCAGCAUAUGUGGGCUUCUGCGAAUGUCAUAAGACAAGGCUUUGAACGACUUCGCGCAAUGCCUCGAACUAUGAUACAUGCUGGCAAACCCAAGACUACUACCAACAGUGGUGGUGGAGGGGAUACAAGUUCACCAUCCAGAGAUUUUGACUGGGUGCUCCUGUUUCCAUUUGUGACGAGAUCGACGAGCAGGAUCACGGAUUGUCUCCUUGCUGACAAUGAGUUUGGUACCACGACAACAGCUUUACCAUCGCCGGAGAAUGCCGUUUUUCAUGAAGACUUACUCAAUCGCUAUCAUGAUUUACUGGAACCUUUUGUUGACUACAACUUUGACUUUGGAACUAUCGAGUUGGAUAUUCUUUAA